This is a messenger RNA of Scleropages formosus (Asian bonytongue), 2633 nucleotides long. RefSeq names its product transmembrane protein 231 (gene tmem231). The transcript is spliced from 10 exons. Gene Ontology annotation, biological process: regulation of protein localization; cilium assembly. The record is from RefSeq and is a predicted model, not a curated record. The coding region runs from base 606 to 1535 and encodes 309 amino acids. Lineage: Eukaryota; Metazoa; Chordata; Actinopteri; Osteoglossiformes; Osteoglossidae. Gene Ontology annotation, cellular component: ciliary membrane; ciliary transition zone.
ACUCGCUGGACAACAGACUGUGGAGUCUCAUUUAUGCACCGCUUUCCUAGACCUGCUUGUCUGUCGUUGCUUAUAAACAAGCACCUGCACAUGAUCGUGAGUCCGGUUUCCUGGUGUCCCUUGGAAAAUGACAAAUCCAAAACUCCAGCUUCAAAUCAAGCUUAAACAAAGCUUCAAAUCUCAACUCCAGCUUUGUAAUCUUGAGCAAGACUAAUGACUGUGUCUGCACUUUUAAGGAAAGGAGUACCAGCGUGGGAACCGAUUCUGGAUCAGUGUCUACGAGUAACAGUCACCUCCCUGGGUAGGAACUCUUCAGCGAGGUAGAAGGAACCGGGGGUUUAUUUAGCGGACGGAGUGUAGGAGCGGGAUGGCGGCCAUGGAAACGUGGAGACGCCGAAUUCAUGAAAGUGGAUCGAAACAUCAUCGUGUUGAGGAUUCAGGUCAAGCUCGUUUUUGUUUCAGGUUGUUGUGUUAGAAUCAUAUCACGGUCUGUGUUUAACCGUGUUUACAAUCCGCGUUACUGUUUGUGGAAUCUUCAUCGUUGUACAUCAAUCAAAAGCUUAUAUGCUGAACUUCCUGUUUUACUUUGUCAAUGAAGUAUUGCCAUGGCUUUUUAUGAGGUUUAUGCUCAUCCGGCUUUACUAAGAUACAGAACGACGGUUUGCACCAAGGCGACGCUGUUUGUUGUCGCCGUACUGUGUGUGACGUACACAGCGCCCCUGCUGGUGGCCUACAGGAGCCACGGUUUCUGGCUCAAACGGAGCUCGUAUGAAGAGCAGCCCAGAGUUCGGUUCCAGUACCAGCUUUUGCUCAUUGCAGCCACCAGCACCAACGGGGACUAUGUGGCAUGGAGCACAUUCUCCAAUUUCAACAGCCUUCAGGGGAACAACCUACGAAUCCCCUCCGUCUCGGCACGAGAGGAAGACCAGAACCAAGAUGGCAAGCUGGACAGGCUGAACCUGCAGCUGGAACUGCCACUGAGGCCUGAGGAGCAGAUCUACAGUGUCCAGCUGCUGGUCACUUUCUCCUACCAGCUGUUUAGGAUGUCCACUGUAGUGAUGCAGAGCCUGUUGCUACUCCAGUACUCCUCCUCCGUUCCUGGGUCACAGCUCUUCAUCAGCGGAGACCUGCGCUUACACCAGCGAGAGCCACUCCUCCACCGGGGCUUGGACACUCGCUACAACGUAUCUCUCAUUAAUGCGAACAGCCCUUUCUCCAGCUCCUAUGACUUGGCUCAAAUCAUUGAGAUGUACCAGGAGAGAAACUUGACCACAGUUCUCUCCAGUCCAAACCCUGUGUGGACCAUUGGUCGAGCUGCUGCUGCUCCAUUCCAGCUCAAGGCUGUGAUCCGCUACCCUGUGGAGGUCAUCAGCUACCAGCCGGGCUUCUGGGAGAUGGUGAAGUUUGCUUGGGUGCAGUAUGUCAGUGUACUGCUCAUCUUCCUCUGGGUUUUCCAGCGGGUCCAGACCUUCGUCUUUCAGAAUCAGGUUCUGCCCACGGUGUCAGUUCCCCUCCUGAAGCAGCACUGUGCCUGACCCCUCUGGGCUGUCCCCUGGAAUUCUGGGAUAUCUGACUCCUCGGGGCUGCCUGUAGCAUACUCUGUUCAUAUGUGCAUACGUACGUGAGAGUUUGUCUCCCUGUCAUGGAACGUCUGAGGUCCAUAGAGCUCCCAACUAGUCACCUCCUUGACACAUGCUGCAAGUGGCCUGGUUCAGUAAAAAUAGCUAAAAAGCAUUCAGCUAAAUGUCUGUGUGUGUGUGUGUGUGUGUGUGUGUGUGUGUGUGUGUCAAUUUAAUUGUACAUACACAUAUGUAGAGAUUUAUGGCUGAGAAACCUAAUGUUGCCAGUUUUUAGUACAUUUGCUGAAAUGAAUACAUCUAUUCAACUUAAGAGUUUUAAAAUGCUUUAUACUUCUAAAUAUUUACAUAAUAUCUGAAUUUGUACCUCAGUCAGAGGAUGUUGAUUUUGCUUAAGUUCCCAAUCUUAAUUGUCAAACUGAAUUUUUAAAAAUGUAAUUUUCUAACUUAGAAUGAUCAAGUGGACACUGUUGCACAGAUAUGGUUCUGUCUUUAUAAGCAUAAUUCUAGUAAGCAUAUAUGAUUGUUUUUGUGUGUAGAACAGCUGUUCUUUGUAAAUCUCUGAAAAUUCUGUUUGAAAAGAUUUUAAAAAAAUUAUAAUAUGUUGUAGAAGAUGCAUUACAAUACAAUAUGAAAAAUUUAAAUGGCUGCAUAUUGUCAUUUAAAAACCUCAGACCCUAUUAUUUGAUUUUCUCAGUCUCUCCUUCUGUAGAUGUAAUGUACUCAUUGUAUUUUUCUCUGAAACGUAUUUGGCUUUGGAUAAAAGCAUCUGCUAAAUGAAUACAUGUAAUGUAAAUUGUUGAGUCUGUGGUGUUUGGACUUUUUACUCAUUACUGGGGAAUUUUCAACAUUUACAUUGAUUUAAUUUUUACUUGCUUUCCUCCAGAGCGACAUACAACUAAGUAAACAAAAGAGUAACAACAAGCAGAAACACAGUCAGUCACAUAGUACAGUCAGUGUCCAAAAGUGCAGUUUAACCGGCACACUUUACAUGUGUACGGCAUAUACAGUAUAAUUGAUACCGAUCAACCAAAAUGUUAAAACCACUGGCCUGAU